AUGGCAGAAAAUUUCAAACGCCAAUUAGAAGCUAUUGUUGAAGAUAAUGAAAACGAAAACGAAGUUGAUGAUUUAUAUGAAGCACAAAAAAUUAAUGAAACAAGUGAGUUAAUUAAUUGAAAAACUUCGUAUAGACUAGUUAUUUUAGACAGAAUUUCAAAUUUGAAAUCAACAGAAUUUUGGUUUUUUCAAAGACCAGUUUUACAACCAUUAUUUUCCAAACUUCAAACUAUCUCUGAGGAAGAAGAAGAAGAAGACGAAUAUAAAGCUGAUGAUAAUGAAAAGAAAAACGAGGCUGAAAAACAAUAA
Messenger RNA from Caenorhabditis angaria, 309 nucleotides. The record is from the annotation of a GenBank genome assembly. Lineage: Eukaryota; Metazoa; Nematoda; Chromadorea; Rhabditida; Rhabditidae.